AGUUCGAAAACCAUCGUCGCGGCACACGAACUGCUCCGCGCGACCUGUCCGCCGGUGAACGAUAAUAAUAAUAUUGAAAAUAAUAUAAUAUCGACAUACACACACAAGGAAACGACAAAAUAAUAUCGUUUUUUUUUUUCGUGCGUUUUUCCGCGUUAUUGUGCAGUUUUAUUUUCGUUUUCCGUAUAUUACACAGAAGUUUUAAAUAUUAAUUUUAUUUUUUUUUUCACGUUUUUUUGUUGUCGUUGUUUUAUUCGUUUUUGAUUUCGUCGCGUCCGCAGUUUACACACUCUUCUGUCGGUUCGUUCGUUUUCGAGAACGAGAAAAAAAAAAUCGUUAUCAUUUUUCUUUCGACGUCUGCGAUACACGAAGGUCGUAUGUACACAGCCUACAUGCUAGACGCUUUGGAUUCCGUCGUUUCGUCCGUAGCAUGGAAUUGUCCUCGGUGAAUUGUUCGCCCCGAGAUCAAAUCGUUCCCGACUCUUGUAACGGCAAUAAUUGGGCGAACGAACAGUUGGACUUUAAUUGGCAAAUGCAGUUUCUAAACACGUUACUCUAUGGAUGCGACAAACUGGAAGCGAAGGCAGAGGAGAAGCGGAUGGGCACCGGCAUGGAUCAUAAAUCUACUUGGUACUGCAACGCGGCGAACAAGACUCCCGACUUCGAUUCGAUGUUACAAGGUCUGAUGGUUAAAGACCAACAUGUCAUCAAGUCUAGAAACGAGCCGGUCUUGUGCGACUUCUUCGAGACAACCGGCAUGGGUGCGCGGACCGUGCAGGAUUCGAUCCUGCAGAAUGGCCAUCAUACUGAUGAAUCCCAAGAGCCUCCGUGGUUCGAGAUGAACGAGGUGGUGGACCCGCAAAUGUUCUCCACGCUCGACGACCAAUCGCUGCAGGUGACCCACGUCAAAGUCGAAGCACCGGAAGCCAACAGUCCCGAGUACCAGUCGGUAGCCAGCCCGGGGCUGUACACCCCGUCUUAUUUGCACGUGCACUAUCACCACCAUGAUCACCAUCACCAACAGCAUCACCACCACCACGGUUACUUCCCGCGCGUGGCACCCAUGACGCCUCCCAUUUCCGAACCGGGUUCGCCCGGUAAACGGCGGACGCCACCGCCACCGUAUCCCACACCUCGCUGCAACGCCAUCCAAAGGUCCAUGAAGUUCAACAGACGGAACAACCCGGACUUGGAAAGGAGGCGGACUCAUCAUUGCAAUUUCGGCGGUUGCAACAAAGGAUACACUAAAAGCUCUCACCUAAAAGCCCACCAAAGAAUACACACAGGCGAAAAACCGUACCGGUGCACGUGGUCGGCGUGCGAGUGGAGUUUCGCGCGGUCGGACGAGCUGACCAGACACUACCGGAAGCAUACGGGCGACAAACCGUUCCGGUGCGAGGUGUGCGAACGGUGUUUCGCCCGGUCCGAUCAUCUGGCGCUGCACAAGAAACGCCAUCAGCCCAAGAACGCGGCGGCGGUGGUGGCGGCGCAGCAUCAGCAGCUGAUGGACCAUCCGUCGUCCAAAGGCGGGGCCGCCGACCAACACCAGCAGAAGCAGCAGCACCAGCAGCUGAUGAUGUUGAACGGCGGCGGUAUGGUGCCCGGGCCAAAGGCCGGCGGCGAGUACGUCGUCGACGGUCAGCAGCCGGUCUGCAGGCAAAUGGUGCCGGCCUUGUGAUCGUCGCGCGCUCGCACGUGAUAAUUACAAUAUAAUAUAAUAUUAAUAUUUAUGUUAUCCGUGAUGAGAGGCUGCGCGGCAGUAGUCCGGACGAUCGGUAAAAAAAAAACCGCCGACGCGGAGAAGAAGAACGAUGGGGGAGGAGGGUGGGAUGGAGGAAUUUUUGUGAGUUUUUUCCGUUUAUGUAUAUUUUUUAUUUUUUCGUGGUAUUUCUGCACGGAAACAAGCGCCUGUUGCUGCUGUUGCACGGUUGACCCGUAGGAAUUCGGUCGUCGGUCGCCGCACAAUGACACCUUAACGAACGACUAUUGUGCGCUCUAGAGAAAAUAAUAAUAAUAGUAAUGAUAUAUCAUACAACUAUCGUGCAUAUUAUUAUUAUUAUUAUGUAUACACAUACGCGUGUGCGCCAUUCGAAAAUAGAAGGAAAAACAAAAAGAACGGUUAAGUGACGGACAAACGACCGCGACCUCGCCGCCAUUGCGGGUCAAACCGCGCAAGUAUCGCCGUCGUCGACGUGUGUAAUAUUAUCAUCGGUUCUCCUGUAAAGCAAACAUUGGACAGCGGCAACAAAUAACAAUAAUAAUACAAUACUGCAGUUUGUAGUAGCCCACACGCGCGCGCGCGGCGCAAACUCCUCGUACACUAUUAAUAAAUAAUAAUAAUAAUAAUAAUAAUGAUAAUAAUGUAUAUUAUACAAUAAUGAAAUCUAUCGUUUCUCGCCUUUUUUUUUUCCUCUCGUCUGUUAUUAUUAUUAUUUAUUUAUUAUCAUUAUUUUUUUAAUCGUCUGCGGUCGUGUGAUUAAUGAUCCGGUCGUGUCCCCGGGCUGCGUCGCGCGCACAAUACUAGGCUGAUUAACGGAAUGAUUGACCCGAUUCCCCGCAGAUCCCCCGAGGGGUCCCGCGCCUCCCCUCUCAUCGCCGACACUCGCCCCUUCAUUGUACUAUUUUUUUUUUUCGCGAUUCUUAGCCUAAAUUUCUUGACGACACCUGUGUAGAGUAUAAUAUUAUAUUAUUAUGCGUGUCGUCCGCCCAUACCGAUAAAACUGACUACAUCACUCACCGAUAUAUUAUUAUUAAAAUAAUAUAAUCGACGUGUAUGAUAUUGGUUACAGUGCCUACCCAAACGACACUUUUUUUUAUGUGUAUGAUGUUCACAGUCGGUAUUUCUCGAACGAGAAAAAUAAACUUUUCGGUUUUUUUUUUUUAGCGUUAAACGCACGCGAAGUCAUACGAAAAAAUUCAAUAUACCUUUGAAUUUUGUCAUAAUAUUAACUAAGCUAUAUCGCGACCAAUAUGUUCCAAUUUUUUUCUAUUUCACCGGAAAACCGAUAAACAUCGUAUGCUCGUGCGCCAGUGACCACCACCCGCCGGUUUAUCGUUUACCGGCAGUGUAUUUAAAAAAAAAUAUAUACUAGUAAUGUUAAUUUUAGAUUUACAAUUUUAAUUAAAUUUUAGAAUAUUAUACUUGUAAUAAUUAGAAUUACAAAUUUAAUGAUGUAAAUGUAUAUAAUAUAUAGUCUAUAGUGAAACACAUUUCCUCGUAUGUAUAUGAACAACAAUUAUUAUUACUAUUUUGUAAGAAUAGUGGGAUAAAAAAUGUAUGAUAUUUUUGUUAUUUUGUUAAAGUUUUUGUAAACACAACUCGUCCUAAUUAAUUAGAGAUGCAUAUAAAAAUGUUAACGUUUAAUAUUAUUUAUUUCAAACUCUCUUUUAAAUAUAUAUAUAUAUAUAUAUAUAUUUUGUCGUUUUAGUUUAAUGAUAUAAAUUUUAACUAAAUAGUUCAUUUAUACCAUACAUCUCGGAAAUCACUUAAUAAUUAUAGUUAUAUUGCACACACGACUUUAAUCGUUUUAUUCUUUUUCAUCGCGUUUAAUAGAAGAUAAACCAAAGAUUGCUUUCAAACAUUGUUGUAUUUUUGGUUUCACCACUGUAAAACUAUGUUAUAGAUCCGCUUUAUCAUUUCAUUAUUGUUUUAUUCAGAAAAUAAUUUAUAAAUAUAACAAUAUAAUAAUCCUAACCAUUUUGUCAUAAGCUUUCGAGCAUAAAAUCAAAAUAAUUUUUUGUUUAAAGCGAACAAAUCGCUUGAUCUCAUUAAAACCAAAACCAGUGAUAUAAUAAACGGAUUCAACCGAAUGUUUUGUACGUAUCAAUCAUAAUCAACUACCUUUAUAUUAUAAUAUAUAUAUUUUUUUUUUCGCGUUUUUAAUGUUGAUUUUUCACCGCAACCACAAUUUGCUUUUAAUCAUUUAAAUUUAUGUCAUAUAAUAUAAUAGGUAUACUUUAAUAAUAUUUAACAUUUUGCCAGUGACAUAGUGGAUUACAAACAUUAACGGCAUUACGUUUAGAAAUUGUACAAAAUACGAAUUUAAGUUGUCUAAAUUAUUUUGUUAGAAUUAAUUUUUUAUGAUCAUUAUUUGUUUUUUUUUUUUAAUUUGUUAAGAUACUG
Messenger RNA from Rhopalosiphum maidis (corn leaf aphid), 4123 nucleotides. Its product is annotated as zinc finger protein ZIC 1-like. Gene Ontology annotation, molecular function: DNA-binding transcription factor activity, RNA polymerase II-specific; RNA polymerase II cis-regulatory region sequence-specific DNA binding. Lineage: Eukaryota; Metazoa; Arthropoda; Insecta; Hemiptera; Aphididae. The record is from RefSeq and is a predicted model, not a curated record. The coding region runs from base 431 to 1678 and encodes 415 amino acids. The transcript has 6 exons. Gene Ontology annotation, biological process: regulation of transcription by RNA polymerase II.